AUGGCGCAAAAGGCGAAGGAUGCGCUGGAAAAUGCUUAUUCCACCUCUGAUGGAGUUGAGAGACAGCAAGUGCCCGGUGAAAGCACCGAUGAUAGAAAUAAAGCACUGAGACACCCUCAAUGGACUAGGCAAGAAAUGUUUGUGUUAAUACAAGGGAAGAAGGUUAUUGAGAAUAGGGUUCGAAGGGGGCAUAGAUCUGCUUCAGCCUUGGGGUCAAACCAGCUGGAACCCAAGUGGGAUUCAGUCUCAUCAUAUUGCAAACAAAAUGGAGUCAACAGAGGCCCAGUUCAGUGCAGGAAUAGAUGGAGUAAUCUCAUUGGAGGCUUCAAGAAGAUUAGAACAUGGGAAUCACAGAUAAAAGGGGAGGCUAAAUCAUUCUGGUUAAUGAGGAACGAUUUGAGGAAAGAGAGGAAACUGUUGGGAUUCUUCGAUAAGGAAGUUUAUGAUGCUUUGGAUGGAAAGGCAUUCAAUGUUGCAGCAAUUCCUCUUACACUAGUUAUGGUAGUUGCGAAUGCGAAGAAUGAGAAUGAAACAGAGACUGUAGAAGAAGAGGAAGAGGAGGAGGAGAUUGAGAUAGCUUUCGAUAGCAGCCGAAAUGCUGCUGUAGACGACAGUAUGUUUUCAAAUUUUGAACAUGUUGGGCAGGAGGACGUUGGUGGGAUCUCUAAGGAGGAAAACAUGGGGACGGAAAGUCUCACAAAGACAGUCCCCACAAAGUUGCCCAUUUAA
This is a messenger RNA of Malania oleifera, 729 nucleotides long. RefSeq names its product trihelix transcription factor ASR3-like. The transcript has a single exon. Lineage: Eukaryota; Viridiplantae; Streptophyta; Magnoliopsida; Santalales; Ximeniaceae. The record is from RefSeq and is a predicted model, not a curated record. The coding region runs from base 1 to 729 and encodes 242 amino acids.